Brachypodium distachyon (stiff brome) is the source of this 858-nucleotide messenger RNA. RefSeq names its product UPF0678 fatty acid-binding protein-like protein At1g79260. The record is from RefSeq and is a predicted model, not a curated record. The transcript is spliced from 4 exons. Lineage: Eukaryota; Viridiplantae; Streptophyta; Magnoliopsida; Poales; Poaceae. Bases 8 to 610 code for a protein of 200 amino acids.
UUUGGCAAUGUCAUUCCAGCAAUCCAGCACCAAAGUGCCCCGAGAACAGAGAGUCCCAAAGUCCCGAGUUCCUGACCAAGAGAAAAACAGAAAAUCCGGCCGGAGACCCCGAGAAAUGGCAGCCGCCGGCCCACCCACGCAGCCGCCGGCACCGCACCCGUCGGUGGCGCCGCUGCUGUUCCUGCUGGGCAAGUGGCGCGGGGAAGGCGAGGGAACCUUUCCCACCAUCAACCCCUUCCGCUACGGCGAGGAGAUCCUCUUCUCCCACAACCCCUCCAAGCCGGUGAUCUCGUACACGCAGAAGACGUGGAAGGCGGCGUCCGGCGAGCCGAUGCACGCCGAGAGUGGGUACUGGCGGCCCACACCCGACGGCUCCGUCGAGGUGGUCAUCGCCCAGAGCACGGGCCUCGUCGAGGUCCAGAAGGGUUCAUAUGAUGCUGAAAACAAAACGGUGACGCUCCAAAGCGAACUUGUUGGCAAUGCAUCAAAGGUAAAGCAGAUCACCAGGGCCUUUAAGAUGGUGGAUGGGGAGCUCUCGUACGUUGUUCAGAUGGCAACAAUCACAAACAGUCUACAGCCACAUCUGAAAGCCCUUCUCAAGAGGAUUUGAGAUAUCUCCUCGAGUCCAGUGGAAUCUAUGUUUUGAAGAAUGAUAUUUGAGUAUUUCUUAGUAAGUUUGGUACUUAAAAGUCAAAUUUGACUUAACUAGAAAUACCCUUCUUCCAAACUUACAUUACGGGAACCUGCUCGUAGGAGCAUGAUAUGUACGAAAACAAAUGACAUUCAUUUCUGACCUGUAGUAAGAGAUAUUACAGGGCUCUUAACUUGUAUACAUUUUCUUGGAGAUGUUGCUAUGUA